This is a messenger RNA of Hyaena hyaena (striped hyena), 4335 nucleotides long. It is a transcript of the gene DSTYK, whose product is annotated as dual serine/threonine and tyrosine protein kinase. The record is from RefSeq and is a predicted model, not a curated record. NCBI's taxonomy places the organism in Eukaryota, Metazoa, Chordata, Mammalia, Carnivora, Hyaenidae. The transcript has 13 exons. Bases 606 to 3395 code for a protein of 929 amino acids. Gene Ontology annotation, biological process: protein phosphorylation. Gene Ontology annotation, molecular function: protein kinase activity; ATP binding.
ACAAGAGCCGUUUCCCUAUUUCUAGGGUAUUUUCAGCCGAUUCCCCAGUAUCUACUGUAUCCGGAAAGUGAGAACCAUUGAGGGUAGCCAUGGAGACAUUAUUGGCCUCAGUCUUGUUUCCUUCCUUCUCUUUGCUAUUGAAAUCUUCUCUGAUUUCACUAAGCGCCCCACUUUUGCUGACGCGGGAUUCUGCAGCCUCCUCUGUCUCCUCUCUAUGCAGGGCGCGGGAACACGUUUUGAAACGAGGAGAGCGUGUGUGCACAAAAGGGGGCGAGGUUCCACGGGGAGUCAGUCCCGUCCACGGUCUCCAGGUUUCGGAGCCCGCCCCGGCCAGACUACAAGUCCCAGGAGAUCCCGCGCAGGGACUGCGCGCCCCAGUCAUCCUUCCCUCACUCUCCCGGAGAGUGGAGCUAAAGGUUCCGUUGGCGGCGCACUGCGGAUUGGUUUGUUUUCAACGGCGGUGACAGAGGUUGGAAGCCCGGCCGAUUGCUGGCGGGGGCGUCAGGGGGUGGAUUCCUCCUCCCCGAAGCGCUGGGGGGCGGGGAGGAGGGAAGCGAGGCCAGCGGGCCGGGGACCCAGCAGCCUGGGCAGAGCAGGCUGAGGCGAUGGAGGGCGACGGGGUGCCGUGGGCGAGCGAGGCGGUCUCGGGUCCUGGCCCGGGUGGCGGCGGCGGAAUGAUCCGCGAGCUGUGCCGGGGCUUCGGCCGCUACCGCCGCUACCUGGGCCGGCUGCGGCAGAACCUGCGCGAAACCCAGAAGUUCUUCCGCGACAUCAAGUGCUCCCACAACCACAGUUGUCCCUCCUCCCCCACGGGCGGCGGCGGGGCCGAGCUCGGCCCUGCCGGCGACGUCGCCGAGACCGGGCUGCAGGCGGGCCAGCUGAGCUGCAUUGCCUUUCCUGCUAAGGAAGAGAAGUACCUCCAGCAGAUUGCAGACUGCCUGCCCUGCAUCUUGAUCCUCGGCCAGGACUGUGACGUCAAGUGCCAGCUGUUGAACCUGCUGCUGGGGGUGCGGGUGCUUCCCGCCAGGCUGGGCAGUGAGGAGAACUGUAAGCUGCGGCGCCUCCGCUUCACCUAUGGGACUCAGACUCGAGUGAGCCUGGCACUCCCCGGCCAGUACGAACUAGUGCACACGCUGGUUGCUCAUCAGGGCAACUGGGAGACCAUCCCCGAGGAGGACCUGGAGGUCCAAGAGGAGGGAGAGGACGCCGCCCAUGUUUUAGCUGAACUGGAGGUGACGAUGCACCACGCUCUCUUACAGGAAGUGGACAUUGUGGUAGCACCGUGCCAAGGCCUCCGGCCUGCAGUGGAUGUUCUGGGUGACUUGGUGAACGAUUUCUUGCCUGUGAUAACCUAUGCACUCCACAAGGAUGAACUCUCUGAGAGGGAUGAGCAAGAGCUUCAGGAAAUCCGAAAGUAUUUCUCCUUUCCGGUGUUCUUUUUCAAAGUGCCGAAGCUGGGCUCGGAGAUCAUUUCCUCCUCUCCCGGAAGAAUGGAGAAUGAAAGGUCACCACUCCAUCACCAGCUGAUCGACCUGGGCUAUCUGAGCAGCAGUCACUGUAACUGCGGGGCUCCUGGCCAAGACACUAAAGCUCAGAGCAUGUUGGUGGAACAGAGUGAGAAACUGAGACACUUGAGCACAUUUUCUCACCAGGUGCUACAGACUCGCCUGGUGGACGCGGCCAAGGCCCUGAACCUGGUGCAUUGCCGCUCCCUCGACAUCUUUAUUAACCAGGCCUUUGACAUGCAGCGGGACCUGCAGAUUACUCCCAAACGUCUGGAAUAUACUCGAAAAAAGGAGAACGAGUUGUAUGAAUCAUUGAUGAAUAUUGCCAACCGAAAGCAGGAGGAAAUGAAGGACAUGAUUGUUGAGACGCUGAACACCAUGAAGGAGGAACUUCUGGACGAUGCUGCCAACAUGGAAUUUAAAGAUGUCAUUGUCCCCGAGAACGGAGAGCCAGUGGGCACCAGAGAAAUCAAAUGUUGCAUCCGCCAGAUCCAGGAGCUCAUCAUCUCCCGGCUUAAUCAGGCGGUGGCUAACAAGCUCAUCAGCUCGGUGGAUUACCUGCGUGAGAGCUUUGUGGGAACCCUGGAACGGUGUCUGCAGAGCCUGGAGAAGUCCCAGGAUGUCUCCGUUCACAUCACCAGUAAUUAUCUCAAACAGAUCUUAAAUGCCGCCUAUCAUGUUGAAGUUACAUUUCACUCAGGGUCCUCGGUUACAAGGAUGCUGUGGGAGCAAAUCAAACAGAUCAUCCAGCGCAUCACAUGGGUGAGCCCACCCGCCAUCACACUGGAAUGGAAGAGGAAGGUGGCCCAGGAGGCCAUCGAGAGCCUCAGUGCCUCCAAGCUGGCCAAGAGCAUCUGCAGCCAGUUCCGGACCCGACUCAACAGUUCCCACGAGGCUUUUGCGGCCUCCUUGAGGCAGCUAGAAGCUGGCCACUCAGGCCGGUUGGAGAAAACAGAAGAUCUGUGGCUGAAGGUUCGUAAGGAUCACGCCCCCCGCCUGGCUCGCCUUUCUCUGGAAAGCCGUUCUUUACAGGAUGUCCUGUUACAUCGUAAACCUAAACUGGGUCAGGAACUGGGCCGCGGCCAGUAUGGUGUGGUGUACCUGUGUGACAACUGGGGAGGACACUUCCCUUGUGCCCUCAAGUCGGUCGUCCCUCCAGAUGAGAAGCACUGGAAUGACCUGGCUCUGGAGUUUCACUACAUGAGGUCUCUGCCGAAGCACGAGCGUCUGGUGGACCUCCACGGCUCAGUCAUCGACUACAGCUACGGCGGCGGCUCCAGCAUCGCCGUGCUGCUCAUCAUGGAGAGGCUGCACCGGGACCUGUACACCGGGCUCAAGGCCGGGCUGGCGCUGGAGACGCGUCUGCAGAUAGCACUAGAUGUGGUGGAGGGGAUCCGCUUCCUCCAUGGCCAGGGGCUUGUCCACCGCGAUAUCAAGCUAAAAAAUGUCCUGCUGGACAAACAGAACCGAGCCAAGAUCACGGACUUAGGGUUCUGCAAGCCAGAGGCCAUGAUGUCAGGCAGCAUUGUGGGGACACCGAUCCAUAUGGCCCCUGAACUUUUCACAGGGAAGUACGACAACUCCGUCGAUGUCUACGCUUUUGGCAUCCUCUUCUGGUAUAUCUGCUCGGGCUCUGUCAAGCUCCCGGAAGCAUUUGAGAGGUGCGCCAGCAAAGACCAUCUCUGGAACAAUGUGCGAAGAGGGGCCCGGCCGGAGCGUCUGCCUGUGUUUGACGAGGAGUGUUGGCAGCUGAUGGAGGCCUGCUGGGAUGGCGACCCGUCCCAGAGGCCGCUCCUGGGCAUUGUGCAGCCCAUGCUCCGGGGCAUCAUGGACCGGCUAUGCACGUCCAAUUCUGAGCGGCCACACAGAGGACUGGAUGAUUCUACUUGAAAGCGAAGACCUUUCUCUUUUACUUCCUGUCUCUCUCUGUCCCCUCACCUUUUGGCCGUGGGAAGAAUUGGACAUUUAAUCAGAGAGCUCCCAAGGGAACUGGUGCUCGCUGGGCAGCUUGACACCUUCCCAGGCAGAGACACCUGCCGGGCAGCGAAGAGCUGGCUGGCCGUCGGGCCGCCUUCAGCAGCCUGCUGACACCCCAUGCUUCCCCGUCAGCAAAAGAUCGUCUAGGACACGUGACCACUGAAGAAGGCAGCGCCAGCCCCGGAACUGACCGGGAGGCAGAUGUUACCACUGUCUGCUCACUGGGCGUGGCUGAGAUGAGUGGGGCACUGCGGUGGCGAUAGUAUUAAAAACUAGAAUUUCUGUCAUUUCGGCUCUAGCUAGGAACAUUUGGGUUCUAGCCAGUCGUCAGGACCCCUGGGGAAUUUGAACUUAGUUCUGAGAUUGUAAGAACAUCGGGGCAGAAAAACAACUUCCCACUACCUGCAGCUAGAGAUUCUCAAGCCGCAGGCGCCAGAGGCAGAGCUGUCCUGCUGGUGCCAGUGUGUUGACAUGUAUUGGACCGACUAUCCCUGACUUCUGGGGGGGCUUUUCAUGCAUUAUAUCCCCAAGAGGCCGUAAAAGGAAAAAAAGAAAGUGUGUGUACGUAUAUGUGUAUAUAUACACAUGCGAUUGGAUUUUGAGUUACUGGUAAUCCCAGGACACAAUCUCUUUUGCUUCCUUUCAGUCUUGAUUUUUUUUUUCUUUUGAUCUCAACACGGGGAAGGUCCAGUUAACAUGGUAUGUGGGGAUUAGUGUCUGUGUAACAUAGCUGGUGAGACAUGAGAAGGGGCAGUGACCUGGAGGCUGUGAGCCUCCAUGUGAACUUACUAGAAGAAUCCCACGUUGUUCCUAAAAUUUAAAAGAAUCAAAAACUCUUGUUUUUGUGUUUGGC